Messenger RNA from Owenia fusiformis, 2195 nucleotides. Lineage: Eukaryota; Metazoa; Annelida; Polychaeta; Sabellida; Oweniidae. The record is from the annotation of a GenBank genome assembly.
CCAUGAACUGAGUAAAUGAAGAAAAUACCAAAGAAAAUAGUUAUUACAAAAAUAUUGGCAGCCAUGUUGUUUAUUAUAGCAAUGGGUCACGUGACAGUCACAUGACUAGUGGGCGAUAAUGAAAAAAGAAAAAAGAAGAAAAAUUUGAUACAUCAUUGGUACACAUACAAUUUACAAAAUGGGCUGCCAAAAAUGCACGACUAGGAUAGCGUCUUGUUUUCGCUCCAUAACUGUCGAACCAGUUCUUUUCCUAUAUAUGCUGGCGCAAUUCACCCAAUUUUCAGUUUUCCAGCAAUUUCUUUAUCGGAAAACAUGCUUUGAUAAAUACAAAGAUAUCGGCAUAUGUACAAACCUAACAAAUCCUGAAUACAAGGAACAAGAGAAAUACACACAGACUGAAGCUUCGCAUUGGAUUUUUUAUGGGACGCUAUGUCUUACGAUUCCUUCGUUGAUUUCUGCAUCAUUUAUAGGCUCAUGGGCAGAUAGAUUCAGUCGCAAACUGCCAAUAUUACUGCCUAUCAUUGGCGCAUGUCUAUCGUCACUGAAUUACAUCAUACUAUCUGUGCAUAUGGAAACUGUACCGUUACCUCUUGUUUUAGUCAGCAGUACGAUAAAUGGAAUUAUGGGAGGAUUUGUUACUGCGAUAAUGUCGGUUUUCAGCUAUGUUGGUUUCAUCGCCGACCCAAGAACAAGGACAAUACGCAUCGGCAUCUUAGAAUCUAUGACAUUCAUGGGUUCCACUCUUGGUGUAUUAGUGAGUGGAAUAAUGCUAGAAAACACCAGCUUUACAUUUGUGUUCUCCUUCUUGCUUGUAUCCCAAGUUCUAGCCUGUAUCUAUACAUUAAUAUUCGUCAAGGAUAUAAAACCCACGGAGGACCAAAGACAAGGAAAAAACUACUGUAGUUUUCUAUUCAGCCUUUCUCACCUAAAGUCAUCUGUGAUGUGUGUAUUCAAGCCCAGAGAGAGACAAAGGAGAUUACAUUUGCUUCUGACACUGUUAGCAGUAUUUUUCACAUUGAUUGUGAGCAUAGGAUUUGAAGAGAUUGCCCUACUCUACACAAAACAUCCACCAUUGAGUUGGCGUGGUAUCAAAUUAUACGGCUACUUCAAGGCUCUGAUGAACGGGCUUCAGGGGCUGGCGCUUAUUGCCAUAUUACCGAUCGCUAAGAAAUGUACGGACAUACAUGACACAUCUGUCAUAUUAUUUGGUGCUCUGUCAAAGAUUGGAGGACUGGUGCUUUUUGGGUUUUCGAAAUAUACAUGGAUGGUCUUCCUAGUUGCCCCGCUGGCAAUGUUCCAGAGUUUCACUGUAGCUGGUAUGAGAGCAUUGAUGUCAAAACUAGUUGAACCUAAUGAACAAGGUAAGAUGUUUGCAAUAGUUGGCAUUGGUGAGAGUCUGUGUACGUUGCUAGGGUCAACCAUAUUCAACAACCUCUAUCCAGCCACACUGAAGUUCUACCCAGGCUUCAGCUUCUUUGCAGCAGCUGGUAUGAUGUUGAUACCUAUUAUAUUAAUUGUGUGGGUGCGACAGGAUAUGAAAUCGCAGGCACAAUAUGAGAGUUUACAAGUGGCAGGUGGGAUAUGCCCUGACCCCCUCCCCAAUGAUACUGAACUUACAGAUUCCUCAGAAGUCCUCGAUUCACUAUCACCUGAUCAAACCUGAACUGCAGAGUCCUCCAACUGAUUCUGGUCCAGAGGUUGAUGAAGUAGCCAUGGGAGAAGGAGACCAAUUCCCCACUUCACAGAAAAGCUCUACAUUGCAGUUUGAGAAAUACUGAAGUGUCAAUUUUAUUGGAGCCAUAGAUCCUAGUCUGAGAGACAGCAAAUAGCCUAUAUGAAUACUACCUAGCCUUCAAGUGACUAUUUUGUCGGAAUUUGAGAAAAAUGUGCCAAGAUUGGAAAAGAUUCCAAAAAUACUGUUUUAGUCAUCCCCUAAAAUUACAUUUACAAAUAUAUUGAUAAUAGAAUAGAAAUAGUACUUGAGUAUAAGAUGUGCAUAUAUUAUAAAAGCCAUGCCUGUUUGUAUAUACUAAGUUGUACAUGUUAUGUAUAGCAGCCUGAGAGGUCAACUUGCCUGAGGUCAUUAUGUCAAGUCAAUAUACAAUAUACAUGUAAAGUAAAACCUGUCUAAUCCAAACGCCAUUGGGACCAGCUUAAAGCGUUCAGAUUAGGAGAUGUUCACAUUUCGAGAUUUU